Molecule: messenger RNA, 240 nt
Organism: Fibroporia radiculosa
Lineage: Eukaryota; Fungi; Basidiomycota; Agaricomycetes; Polyporales; Fibroporiaceae
Exons: 3
Coding region: 1-240 (79 amino acids)
Source: RefSeq, a predicted model, not a curated record
AUGGUAGUCGUUCCCGCCUCGGGUUCCCAACAAUUAUCCUAUCAGCUUCCGCCCUAUGUAAUCGCGCAACCAGCACUCUCGAAUACGUCAACAACCGUGGUCAACUCAUAUUCACCUCUUGUCCCACCACCGCCAAGACUCUUCUUCGAGGAAAUGCCGGAGAAAGGAGUUCCUGGAGUGGAUCCACGCAGUCCAAAGUGGUGGCUCUUGCUAACAAUUCAUGGCAUUCUCGAGAUUUAA